This is a messenger RNA of Daphnia carinata, 2307 nucleotides long. Its product is annotated as putative fatty acyl-CoA reductase CG5065. Gene Ontology annotation, cellular component: peroxisome. The coding region runs from base 138 to 1775 and encodes 545 amino acids. Gene Ontology annotation, biological process: long-chain fatty-acyl-CoA metabolic process. Gene Ontology annotation, molecular function: alcohol-forming very long-chain fatty acyl-CoA reductase (NADP+) activity. Lineage: Eukaryota; Metazoa; Arthropoda; Branchiopoda; Diplostraca; Daphniidae. The record is from RefSeq and is a predicted model, not a curated record. The transcript is spliced from 8 exons.
CUGCCAAGCGUUGUGCGUCCAAGUGUUUAUUCGUUACGUAAAGUUACUCACCUUCCUUUAUCUCACCACUCGUUUUUUUUACGUCUUCAUUUUGAAACGCGGGCAGCGGUCUGCAAAAAAAAAAAAAACGAUAUAACAUGGAAGGAUCAAGUAUCGCCGAGUUUUACAAAGGUCGAACGGUGUUUAUCACCGGUGCGACAGGUUUCAUGGGCAAGGUGUUGGUAGAAAAGCUGCUCCGCUCGUGUCCCGGAGUCGAGCAACUCUACUUGUUGAUGAGACCUUCCAAGGGCAAGGACGUCAGUACUCGCCUGCGCGAAUUCAUUGACAAUCAGGUGUUUGAAAACCUGCGCAACGAACAUCCGGAACAAUUAAAGAAAAUUGCUGCCGUGGCGGGUGAUGUAACAUUUCCUGGAUUCGGCCUCUCGCCUGAAGAUAUGCAGCUCAUUACCGACAAUGUGUCGAUCGUUUUUAAUUCCGCCGCCACUGUUAAAUUCGAUGAAGAACUCAAAACGGCUGUUCAGCUCAACGUCAAAGGUCCAAGAGAAUUAUUGGCAAUUUGCCGCAAAAUGGAAAAACUACAGGCGGUCGUUCAUGUUUCAACGGCGUUCAACAAUUUGGACCGUGAAGAGCUGGACGAAGUGAUUUAUCCUGCCACCAUCGACCCCAUAAAAUUGAUUGAAUUGAUUGACUGCCUUGACGAUGGACUUGUCCGUGCCAUAACCAAAGAGUUGGUCGGCCAGUGUCCCAACACAUAUACGUACACUAAAGCGUUAGCCGAACAGCUUCUUGAGAGAGAAUGCGGUGACAUUCCGCUAGCCAUCGUCCGCCCAUCGAUCGUCACAGCAGCCGAGCAGGAGCCUCUUCCGGGAUGGGUCGACAAUCUGAACGGGCCAACAGGAUUCGUCUCCGGAGUCGGCAAAGGUUUCAUUCGCACUUUCAAAAUAAACUCCCAACUGGUUGGGGAUAUCGUUCCUGUCGACUACCCCAUCAAUCUGAUGAUUGCUGUUGGUUGGCACACGGCCAUUCAAAACAAGCGUUUAAAUAAUACCAGCGGAAUUCCCAAGAAGAUCGAGGUGUACAAUUGCUCAACCGGACAGAAGAAUCCUCUUACGUGGGCGAAGUUUCGAGAGAUCGGUUUCAAGUAUUGGCUCAAGUAUCCAACUGUGGAAAUGAUGUGGUAUCCCAACUGCAGUUUCACCAAGAGCCGAACGGUGCACAAGAUCGACCAAGCCAUUUCCCAUUACCUGCCCGCCUACGCCUUAGAUUUAGUUGCCCGUCUAACCGGCAAACGUGUCAAAUGGGUGCGUUUAUACGAUCGUGCACAUCACGCCAUCUCCUGCUUGGAUUUCUUUAUGACUCACCAAUGGCGGUUUGUCAGCGAAAAUCCUAUUCGUCUCCUUGACUUCCUAUCCGAAGCUGAUAGACGCACCUUUUAUUUUGACGUCCGCCAAAUCGACUGGAAUACGUACAUAGGAACGUACGUGGCCGGUGCCCGCCGUUACAUUUUGAAAGACGACCCUAGCACACUACCAGCUGCAAGGAGAAACCUCAAAAAGCUUUACGCAGCAAAGAUGCUGCUACGUCUGAUACUGCUGGCCGUCUUCCUUUUAGUCUUGUCGUACCUGUGGCAGCAAGUGUCUUCUUGGAGAAGCAACACUCCUGGCGGAUAUAUGGCCAGCGAUAACAUCACUUUUCUCCAUCUGCAAAGCGAAGUGGAGAAGGAAACAAGCAAUCAAGGCAUCAAUCCUUAUCUAACGAGCGGCAUCAAGUCCUAGUGGCCAUCCUCUUUGUUUUCUUCACGUAUGUUUUUCCUCUUUUUUGUACUUUUUGUUUUUUUUUUCUGUUUUUGUUUGGGAAACAUUUUGAGACUUGAUUUUCAUACUAUUUGACGUGUUUCCCAUCAAAAGAAAUCUCGACAAAAGAGUAUACCAUUGUUACAUAACUUUAUAUCUUGGAGACUGCCGCAACGGCAGGUCUAGCAAACUGAAUACGGACCCAGAGAACUGGACGCUGAGCAGAUUCUAAUUUUUUACUUUCACAAACCAUUCGUGUAGCCGGAACCAUCUGCACAAUCUCUCUUCAAAGACUGUGUGACUCUUUGUGCAAAACCAAAUUCAUCGAGACGUGGUCAUAAAAAAGGACUAUUUUUUAAAAGAUAUCCUUUGCUAUAGCUGAUAUGACAACUCGCUGUAUUAUUAUUCAAUAAUCUUUACUAUCCAUGUAGACUCGCUGACUGUUUCGAUUUUCUCUCUCUUUUUUUUCUGUAAGAAAACAUCCUACAAUACAAUAAUUUUUUAAAAACUACAA